Tremella mesenterica DSM 1558 is the source of this 1313-nucleotide messenger RNA. RefSeq lists its product as uncharacterized. Bases 396 to 1151 code for a protein of 251 amino acids. The transcript has 6 exons. NCBI's taxonomy places the organism in Eukaryota, Fungi, Basidiomycota, Tremellomycetes, Tremellales, Tremellaceae. The record is from RefSeq and is a predicted model, not a curated record.
AGCACAUGCUGCUCCCUUUACGAGGUACUUAGUAAGUAGAGUACCUUGCUGAGUAUGAUCAGUACCAUGGUACCAGUAAUAUCUACUAUCAAUCGAAGUCAGGAAUGUAUCUUUUCGAACCGUCAAAUCCAGUAAUUCAACUCUAGUAGAAGCGAUUGUCUUAUUCGACAUAUUCGACUGAUUCGCUGUGGAUUGCUUCUGACACCCGGGGGUGAACGAAACACCAUACUUUGUCCUCUCCCCUUCCCCCUUCUGCUCAACUUUCAGACAUCCUCGUUGAUUCUCACUCUCACUAGAACGUCCAGGGGUUGAAAGGAAGAAGAAGCAGAUGUGAUUUGAACGAUACAAAUCCUAUACUUUGAACUUCGACUGCGACUUUAUCUUCUUUCGGUAACAUGCGAACUUUUGGGUGUUUGGUAAGAUGGUCUUUGGCCUUAUUCGCGUUGGUGAGGGCGGAUACGAACAGUUCAUGUGGAGAUGAAUGUAUUUCUCAGCUACGAACGAAUUUGCCUCGAUACGGAUGCGACACUUCCGAUACUGCCUGUCUAUGUCGUAACACUAUCCUCAUGCCGGAACUUCGAGCAUGUACUAUCGAAAUCUGUCACGAGCCACAAGCAUGGGAUGAUGCUUUCACAUAUAUCGACAACCUAUGCGCAUCCGUAGGGGUUGAAACCAAUGUUGGCUAUUACCCUUCUUCCUCUUCAUCCUCCUCCUCCUCCUUGGUAUCAUUAUCAACAUCUUCUCGAGCGUCUGGAAGCUCUACAUCGAGACCUUCAUGGGCUACACCAUCAGUGGUUAAUCCCGGUGGACCAAUCAAUACAACUCUCUCGUCCUCUCUUUCUUCGUCCUCCUCCUCGACUUCAUCUACCACUUCUUCCUCCCUUUCUUCUUGGUCUUCCACCAAUACAGACACAUAUCAGACCGGCGACGACGCUCCUACUACCAUCUCCGCCCCUAGUAUGUCAGAGACGAGUAGCAGCGAGACGGUAACACCUCUCGCUAUACCCACAGCUCCCACUGGGUCCAGUUUGAGACAUUCUAGUUCGCGUACUUCCAGUAGGACUUCCAGCACAGCGGGAGGGACGAUUCCCACAGCGUUAGCGGGGAUUGGAUGGGUUGCAAUUGUGGCUGGGGCAGCGGCGGUAUUGUAACUGGUCGUAGUCAGGUUCAGUAGUACAGUAGUAGUAUACCGGGAGUUUAUAGCGGAUUAUGGUCGAAGCUGGACUUCUACUGUACAUUCAUGUCGCUGUCAGUGACUAUAUAAAGUAAGUUGUUAAAAUGUCUUGGCAUGCAAAAAAGGGGGUAACAUUUUC